Messenger RNA from Porites evermanni, 501 nucleotides. NCBI's taxonomy places the organism in Eukaryota, Metazoa, Cnidaria, Anthozoa, Scleractinia, Poritidae. The record is from the annotation of a GenBank genome assembly.
AUGGGAGUGAUUGGCCAACCUCUUUUUGUCUCUUGGGUGACCGCAGAACUGCAAGGAAACACCUCUAGUACGUACUGUAUAAGAACACUGUUAUCAAGAAUCGCUUUAAGGGUAUUAGGUAUUGCAUCACUCUCUCACUUGGCCAUGAUGAACGUAGAGAGGUAUAUUGCCAUUAAACAUCCCCUGCAGUACGAAACCAUCGUCACCGAGAAUCGCCUCACUUUUUUGUCCGUUCUCCUGUGGAUUACAGUCAUUCUAUUAACAGUGCCUUUAUCUUUCGCUGAUAAUAACCUUUAUCUUACUGUUGACAAUAGUACCAUGUUUUUAUGCAUGGCCAUUAUCUUCUACUGUCAAAUCGUGCUUUACUACGAAACACGUUGGCAUCAAAAAGAAAUCGCUGCCCAGCAAGUAUCGUUGGAAGCCAGAGAGAAAUUCUUAAAGGAGAAAAAAGCUUUUAAACUGACAACAACAGUACUUAUCUUUUUAAUACUGUGUUAUUGA